Molecule: messenger RNA, 2553 nt
Organism: Penicillium samsonianum
Lineage: Eukaryota; Fungi; Ascomycota; Eurotiomycetes; Eurotiales; Aspergillaceae
Product: calpain-like protease PalBory
Exons: 4
Coding region: 1-2553 (850 amino acids)
Biological process (GO): proteolysis
Molecular function (GO): calcium-dependent cysteine-type endopeptidase activity
Source: RefSeq, a predicted model, not a curated record
AUGUCUAGACCUGCAUCCACGCAAUCCUAUAUAUCUCAAGCAUUGCGCGCUGAAGAGGCGGUAGCCGCAGCGACCUCCCAGAAAGCGGCAUUGGAGGCGGCUAUCAAUGCCGCGGAGCAUUACAUGAAAGCGUUGCGCCUGGCGCCCGCCGACGAUAAAAAACCACUGGACAAAAAAUGCAAGGAAUUGCUGUCCAAAGCCGAGAGGAUCAAGGCCGCUGCUGACUGGCAGUCGGCUGCUCGUGCGGGGCCCCAGAAAGCCUUCCCUAGCUUACGGCCGCCGGCAUCCACGCGGAAGCUCACCACCCGUGAAGAAAUCAUCAUCCUCGAGGGCGCCAAACUCAACGGCUAUAUCUUUCCACCAUGGAGUCGUGCACCGCUUCAGGAUGAAUUUGUAUUCAAAGGGCAGCCUUUUACGGAUGCGCCUGAUUUGCACCUCUCUGAAUGCCAGAGAGAAAUCUUCGCAGGCUGGAAACGGCCGCAUGAUCUGUUACGGACAAUGAAUGCUGCCAACCAGGCACAUGAUGCUAUUGAUCCAGCUAUGUCGACUUCGAAGCAAACAGAUCUUGUGCAGGAUGUCUUGACGGACUGUUCAGUGGUCGCGAGCCUCUGUGCCACAACAUCUCGAUCGGAACGAGGUCUAGGGCAGCACGCAUCGCCAACACUGUACCCAUGCAGUGAGGACAAGAACCCAAUACUUUCGCGUUCUGGGAAGUACAUAUUUCGCUUUUACUUCAACGGGUCUUUUCGAAAGGUAGUGAUAGAUGAUCGGUUGCCAUCGUCGAAGACUACACGCUCACUCUACGUGAUUGAUCGCAAUAACUCGAACUUUUUGUGGCCUGCUCUUGUGGAAAAGGCCUACUUGAAGGUCCGUGGAGGUUAUGAUUUCCCAGGAAGUAACUCAGGGACCGACCUUUGGGUGCUUACUGGUUGGAUUCCGGAACAAGUCUUUUUACAUCACGACGAUUCGACCUCCGAUGAGAUCUGGGGGCGUCUAUACAGUGCCUUCUGGCAUGGCGAUGUUGUUUUGACUAUCGGCACUGGGAAAUUGUCCGAACGGGAACAACAAGGCCUGGGGCUAGUGGGCGAGCACGAUUAUGCUAUCCUGGACUUGAAGGAAGUCCAGGGUCGUCGUCAGUUUCUUUUGAAGAACCCUUGGGCCGGUGCAGAACCCCAUAUACAAAGCAGUCUUACGGCUGAUCUCGGCUCACUCAGCCUGAAUGAUAAGCCUCACCUUUCCCCAGGGACAUUUUGGAUGGAUUGUGAACAAGUUCUCCAAAAUUUCGAGAAUCUUUACCUUAACUGGAAUCCUGGUUUGUUCAAAUACCGCGAGGACAUCCAUUUUACUUGGGAUUUGUCGCAUGGUCGGGUUAUCGCCGGCUGCUUCGUGAAGAAUCCCCAAUUCUCCAUCUCCAGUGAUUUAGGAGGAACGGUCUGGCUGCUGCUGGGGAAGCAUUUUAAGACAGACAAUCAACAAUUCGGUUCUGGGGGAUCGGAAAACGAAAUAGGAUUUAUCAGCAUCUACAUAUUUCAAGCAGAUGGCCGAAGAGUAUCUCUCAGUGACGGCGCGCUCCAUCGCGGACCAUACGUGGACUCCCCCAACACGCUUAUGAGGCUGGAAAUGCCUCCCAAGUCAACCUACACUGCAGUGGUGUCGGAGCAAUCACUCCCAUCAUCCACCCAGAAUUUCACACUCUCUGCAUUUUCAACCGCCCCUGUGGCCGUGGCGCCCUCGCUAGAUAAAUAUCUAUGCUUGACCAAGGCAAGUGGUUCCUGGACAGCAAUGACAGCGGGCGGGAAUGCCGAGUCAUCUCGAUACCACUCCAAUCCACAAUUCAGUAUACAAAUUUCCGAGCCGACAGACGUCUCGAUAUUGCUCGAAACCACUGAAGCCGAGCUCGCGACCCACGUGAAAAUCUUCUGGUCAAACGGACAGCGCAUAUCGCGCGUGCGAAGCCGAGACAUCAUCGCAGAUAGUGGUGAUUACCGUCGCGGAUGCGCGCUGGCUGAGACCAGGUCCCUGGACAAAGGCACCUACACCAUCGUCUGCUCCACCUUUGCACCUGACCAGCUUGGACGCUUCACGUUGUGGAUUUCAUCCACGAUCCCGUGUGUAGUCCAGCCCUUGGUUUCCGAGUCUGCUGGGCGGCGCGCCGUUCUAUCCGAAGUGGGCGUUUUGUCCCCGGGCAAGGACCGGAUGCUGGCCUCACUGCGGGUCUCCCGUUUGACGCGGAUCCGACUUAUUGCGAGGAAUAAGCGGUCCACGAUCGGCUCUCGCGCUGUUGCUCCGUCUCCUGUGCUGAUUACUGUGGAGCUGGGCCAGGGGCCAUACAAGGAGAUAUUGGCCACCUCCGAGGAUGGAACCCAUAGCGAUGCCGCGUCUGGGGUACGAGUCGAUGACUUCGAUUUGCUACCCAGUGCCGAAUCACGCUGUGUGUGGAUUGUUAUUGAGCGCAUUGGGGGUCCGGGAGGGCAGGUGGAGGAUCAUUUUGAAGUGGAAGCAUUGGCGGAGGAGAGAGUGGAGAUUGGAAAAUGGGCAAUUGAAGAUGAAUGA